AUGUUUGCAGUAGUGCUCCCAAUUAUGGAGUCCAAUUUUCUGAUUGCCACUCGUAGCAACAAUUCCAAUGGCGAAACAUCGCUAUUCAUCGACUCCUUGAAACAGUCGGCAAACCGGUGCGCCAAACGUGAAGAACUCCCGUAUACACCCGCCAAAUAUUUACCCGUGGCAAGUGCACGCGAACUCGUGGAAAUGGCCAUGUCUUUUAAAGCGCGUUCGGUGACGAGAGCCAGGUCAAGAUGCCCCAUGUCACCGGAAUGCAUGAGUGGAGCACGGCUUUAUGAUGCACCUGACACCGUGAUCAACCAGAUACUUGAUGUAGGCUUUCACCAAGAAUCGCUCGCUGCCAUGUCGAUUGAGGUACAGAACUUCAACGCAUCGAUGAGUGGAUAUGUCUCGGAGGCUGCCCUCGCGCGCGAAACCAUCGACGUGGAUUAG
Molecule: messenger RNA, 438 nt
Organism: Babesia ovata
Lineage: Eukaryota; Apicomplexa; Aconoidasida; Piroplasmida; Babesiidae
Exons: 2
Coding region: 1-438 (145 amino acids)
Source: RefSeq, a predicted model, not a curated record